UCUCUCAAACCCGGUUUUGGGUCUUGUAAACCGCCUCUCUCUCUCUCUCUCUCUCUCUCUCAAUUCCUUUCCACUUUUCUUUUCUCACAAAACACAGAACCCAUUCUUCUUGCUUUUCUGUUUUUCCACCGCCAUUGAAGCUAGGCUCCAAAACUUAAGGGUAAUUUCCUCACAGUAGUGGAUAUAUAGUUCACCUAUUUCAGUACUCUCUGUAAUGGAAGAUUCAUCAUUUUUGGACCGAAUGAUUGGUCAUCUUCGGGGAACUUGCAAGUACUAUACUGGUUAUCCAAAGGAUCUUGGACCAUCACGGGUUAUUCAUUUCACCUCUGAGCGUGAGUUUGUCAAUAUCCUUCAUGAAGGGUUUCCUGUGGUUGUUGCUUUUACUAUCAGGGGGAAUUACACAGAGCAUCUUGACAAAGUAUUAGAAGAAGCUGCUGCUGAGUUUUAUCCACAUGUAAAAUUUAUGCGUGUUGAAUGUCCUAAAUAUCCUGGGUUUUGUAUAAGUCGGCAGAAAAAGGAAUAUCCAUUCAUGGAAAUAUUCCAUAGUCCAACGCAUGUAGCUAACCAGGGCAGGGUAGCUGAUCCAAAUAUUACUAAAUACAAUGUGAAAGUCAUGCCUUUCAACUACGAUAUCAGUGUUUACGGAUUUAGAGAAAUCUUCAAGCGCUAUGGGAUCCGGGCAUCAGAUCCGAAGUAAUGAUCUAGUAGGAAGGUUUAUCUUUCAAAUAAUGAGGAGCCACACCAGAUUUACUAUUUAUUUUAUCAAUUUGUAACUGUAUAUCAUCAUAAGUUACAACUUCAGGCCAAUAGAUGGACAAUUAUAACUACCUGUUUUGUUGAUGUCUCAACCCUUAAAUAUAAUUUGGUUCAGUGCAAA
Molecule: messenger RNA, 877 nt
Organism: Vicia villosa (hairy vetch)
Lineage: Eukaryota; Viridiplantae; Streptophyta; Magnoliopsida; Fabales; Fabaceae
Exons: 7
Coding region: 215-697 (160 amino acids)
Source: RefSeq, a predicted model, not a curated record